AAAAUAAAUUUUAACAUUAUGAGUGUAAAUAUAACUAUUGAACAAAAAGUUGCUUUAGCUAAAGAAGCAGCUAGACUUAAAGAAUUAGUAUCUAACUUAAAAAUUCAAAGAGAUGAUAUACUUAAAAAAAAUGAAGAACUUGACAAAAUCACUAAUGAAUUAGCAAAAAAAAUUAAAGAUACUGCUAAAGAAGAAUGA
Molecule: messenger RNA, 198 nt
Organism: Scutellospora calospora
Lineage: Eukaryota; Fungi; Glomeromycota; Glomeromycetes; Diversisporales; Gigasporaceae
Source: the annotation of a GenBank genome assembly